ACCUAGCGAGAAAUGAAAGAACAACUUGCGUCAGUCGUGCUGCGAAAAAAGAAAAACAAACAAAUGUCGCAGCCUGAGACGAAUUCAUCUUCUCGAGGGAAAAGUCGAAGAGAAGGAGGAAAACAGUCUUUGUACAAACCAUCACGAGAUGAAAGAGAUCGUUCAGGAUAUGGCUCAAAUUAUCGUGGUAAAAAUAGGCAAUCUGCUAACGUCGAUAUCGCUCCUCCUACGAUCCUUUUGAAAACAAGAGCCAACGAAACUAGAAGCUUGUCACCUGUGCAUCAAGUAAAAACAUCGGUUAGCGGUGAAAAUUUGAGCAGAAACGCAUUCAAGAUUCCUGCUAGAAAAGAUGAUUCUGACAAUACAGCCACAGUUAUCAUGACAGCACCUGUCAAGCUUCUCAGUGAAGACUUGGCCUUUCAAGAUUCUCUCCAUGAAUUCCUUACAGAUAAUCCAGAUUUUCUGGUGGUUGGUUGUGUUGGUCUACAGUGGUCAGGAAAAUCAUCUGUUCUCUCACACCUAGCAGCAUCAAAUUGUAGGACCAUCGUCAAACAAACCAUGUUCUCCAUUGCUACAUCACAUCUGCAAAUGAAAGGCUUGACGGGGACAAUAGGCUUGGAUGCUUAUGUGACUGAAGAUCGUGUAAUCUGGUUAGACUGCCAACCAUUACUCUCUGCUGCAAUUGCAGAAAGAGAAAUUGUUGCAAACUACUCCAAGGAUACCUAUAAGGAAAAUCUCCCAAAGCUGGAAUCAUCCUGUGUGGGAACAUCAAUGGAGGUUCAAUCCCUACAAUUGUUGUCAUUUCUUUACUGCAUUUGCCACAUCCUUAUAGUGGUGCAAGAUUCUCUUGGAGAUCCCAACCUAAUCAGGUUACUUCAAACCGCUGAAAUGCUGAAGCCUAAUUUGGCUAGCGAAGAUUCUGUUGUCGAUCAUAUGCCUCACCUGGUGACGAUCUACAAUCGAGCCCAACCGAGUGAUCUUGUCCCAGAGAUGCUGAAACAGACUCACAAAUUUUAUAAAAUGGCUUUCAAGAAAUCGAGGCUUCAGAUCUCUAGCGAACAAUUCAGUGACUCAUUCAAAACGGAUGAUGGCGCCAAUUUUGUCUCGUUACUCGACUGGACCUCGGCAAACGAUCAAUGGACGAGCUACGAGGAAACUAUUCCACAAUUGAAAGCGAAGCUGCUAGCCCUUCCUAGACAUUCAUUUGGACCUGCCGGAUUAACGGAAAAAUCAUGGUUUUCCUUUGCCAUUAAAGCCUGGGAAGCAGUCAGGAAAUCAACACUAAUGAUGGAAUACGCUCGUUUGUUACAGUGAACCGAAUAUUUGUCCAUAGAAUACAAAUCAAUUAAAUCUUU
Molecule: messenger RNA, 1355 nt
Organism: Daphnia pulicaria
Lineage: Eukaryota; Metazoa; Arthropoda; Branchiopoda; Diplostraca; Daphniidae
Product: protein SMG9-like
Exons: 5
Coding region: 13-1314 (433 amino acids)
Biological process (GO): nuclear-transcribed mRNA catabolic process, nonsense-mediated decay
Source: RefSeq, a predicted model, not a curated record